UGAUCCCAGUUCUGCUUGGUGACCUACAUAAUCAGACUGACUGCAAGUGAAAAUCACAAGGUGCCUUUUUAUACUUGGAACUACUUUAUGACACAGCACGGCUGUAGGCCUCCGCUUAAGGGUGCAAGGCAGCCCAAAGACCUGCUUCUGUAAACACAGGUUAGCAGGUUCUCCACUCAUUACCGGCUCGCACAUUUUGCAACAGAACACAGCUGGUGUCUCCUGGAAACAGCCGUUUGCUACCACUUCACCUUUAGGACAAACUACAAUCGUCUCAAAAAGAAAAAUGCCAUUUGAAGUAACAGAAAACAGAAAGACGUUUCAACAGUCAAAACAAAACUGCAACUGGUGUUUAGCUCUUUUGUUUACUGUGGCAAUGUGCAUUACCAUAUCAGGGGGGUGUGCCUUAGGGAUGAUAGCCAACUGUAGGGAUGAGAGUUCUGUGUUCGUGUUUGUGUUUAAAAGUAAUCUUGUUGUGCAGAUUUGCCAUUGCAGCUUUAAUGAGCUUUCUGUCUUAUCUUCAAUCUUAAUAAAUAUUCAAUAUGAUGUCCUAAAAUCCAUCUAUUCUGUGAUUAUAUUGUAGUUUCCACAAGGUCUAUGGCCUCAAAGACACAGGUUGGGUUUGUUGGUUUGGGAAAUAUGGGAAACCCAAUGGCAAAAAAUCUGUUGAAGAAUGGAUAUCCAGUCAUUGCAACAGAUGUGUUCCCAGAAUCCUGCAAAGAUAUCCAAGAACUGGGCGCUCAGAUUGUUGACAAUCCUGCAGAGGUUGCAGACAAAGCAGACCGUAUUAUCACUAUGCUUCCAUCUAGUCCUAAUGUCAUAGAUGUCUACACCGGACCCAGUGGCAUUCUCAAGAAAGUGAAGAAGGGUUCCCUACUUAUUGACUCCAGUACGAUAGACCCGGCUGUUUCUAAAGAGAUGGCUGCUGCUGCUGAGAAGUUGGGAGCCGUUUUUAUGGACGCACCAGUGUCAGGAGGUGUGGGUGCUGCCACUUCGGGUAAGCUGACGUUCAUGGUCGGAGGAGUGGAGGAGGAAUUUACUGCAGCCAAAGAGCUUCUCAGCUGCAUGGGCGCUAACGUGGUUUACUGUGGUCAAGUUGGAACUGGGCAGGCUGCUAAGAUUUGUAACAACAUGCUUUUAGCUAUCGGGAUGAUCGGGACGUCAGAGACGAUGAACUUGGGCAUCAGACUUGGUCUUGAUCCCAAACUUUUGGCCCAAAUUCUGAACAUGAGCUCGGGUCGCUGUUGGUCCAGCGACACCUACAACCCGGUGCCAGGUGUCAUGGAAGGAGUCCCGUCUGGGAAUAACUACCAAGGAGGGUUUGGAACUCAGCUAAUGGCUAAGGACUUGGGGCUUGCUCAGAACACGGCCACCAACACAAAGACUCCUGUCCCCCUGGGCUCCUUAGCCCAUCAGAUCUAUCGUAUGAUGUGCGCUCGCGGUUACGCCAGUAAAGAUUUCUCCUCCGUGUUCCAGUUCCUGCGUGAGGAGGAGGGUCAGUAGUGUUAGCCUCCACCCCAUCCAUCACCCUCGCCAUGUGCCUAACAUGGCAUGGUUCUAGAGUGCGCGCGCGCACACACACACACACACACAGACUUUUCUGUUAUUUUCCAUCAGAUGUUGUUAAGAAGGUUGGCACCGUCUGAGUGAAUGUGAACACUUAUUGGAAAUGAUGUUUUACAUUUAAGUCUUCCUUUUAUCAGGAGACUCUCCUUUGAGUUUUACUGAAUAAGCGAAUGGUCACAGAGGGCAAUUACAUAAACUGUUAUCAGCUACAAAUGUGGUUCAUAAUUUAUCCUUUCUUCCGUUCUGUGUGUCACUCCUGUUGUCAUUAGUUUUUUGACAUUGUGUUUUUUUUCUGUCACAUUCAGUCAGAAAUGAAGACAAUAAACUAGAUUAUAUCAAAAAAUAA
Messenger RNA from Nothobranchius furzeri (turquoise killifish), 1912 nucleotides. The record is from RefSeq and is a predicted model, not a curated record. Lineage: Eukaryota; Metazoa; Chordata; Actinopteri; Cyprinodontiformes; Nothobranchiidae.